Molecule: messenger RNA, 830 nt
Organism: Bombyx mori (domestic silkworm)
Lineage: Eukaryota; Metazoa; Arthropoda; Insecta; Lepidoptera; Bombycidae
Exons: 2
Coding region: 1-351 (116 amino acids)
Source: RefSeq, a predicted model, not a curated record
AUGGAAUCUUGUUUGUAUAGCGGUGAGUUCCUGCACCGGAUCGGAGCCGAGCCGACGGCAGAGUGCCACCAUUGUGGUUGCGACUUGGACACGGCGGAGCACACGCUCGUCGCCUGCCCCGCAUGGGAGGGGUGGCGCCGUGUCCUCGUCGCAAAAAUAGGAAACGACUUGUCGUUGCCGAGUGUUGUGGCAUCGAUGCUCGGUGACGACGAGUCGUGGAAGGCGAUGCUCGACUUCUGCGAGUGCACCAUCUCGCAGAAGGAGGCGGCGGGGCGCGUGAGAGACGCACAGGCCCGCCGCCGUCGAGCGGGGGCCAGGGAGGCGGAUAUCGCCCAAGCCCUGGCCCUCUAAGUGUUUCGGGUCCCCUCACAUGUCGGCCUGGGGACCGGCGAAGGGGGCCUAAGAAGACGACGUGCAAGCUGCUCUGCACGCGUUUUAUGCAUGAGCAUCCGGGUGAUGGAAGGCCGGCUAUCCUCAACCCACGCUGGUUCUGACCCAGCGGGGUAUUCCGUAGGAUAGACCAUUCUAACCGGCGCCAUCUAGGCGGGCUUCGGAUAGCCUGCCGACCGAGAGGGCUGGUGGUCGUGGCGCCGACGACCGCCAGUCCGGCGUCCCGAGGGGGAGGGUGAUGGGAGAGAUGUGCUCCGCACUAAACGCUUCACUUUCCCCCCUUUGCCUUUUCAUGAGUUUUGUCUCAUGCGAGGUUUGGACGUUGGUUGUUGAGAGACAGGAGGUUUUAGUCGGUUCGACUCCGACAUGCCCCGCCCUUCAUCCCCAGUGAAGGGCGGAAGUCCGGCGAUUUCAUCCUGACAAAAAAAAAAAAAAAAAAA